Stegostoma tigrinum is the source of this 1102-nucleotide messenger RNA. It is a transcript of the gene plgrkt, whose product is annotated as plasminogen receptor, C-terminal lysine transmembrane protein. The transcript has 5 exons. Gene Ontology annotation, biological process: positive regulation of plasminogen activation. The record is from RefSeq and is a predicted model, not a curated record. Bases 505 to 948 code for a protein of 147 amino acids. Gene Ontology annotation, cellular component: plasma membrane. NCBI's taxonomy places the organism in Eukaryota, Metazoa, Chordata, Chondrichthyes, Orectolobiformes, Stegostomatidae.
UUGGAGCUCCUGAACUUUACUGUGUAGUCUUUGAGAGUGAGGCAGAGGAGAUUCAGGGAGAACGACAGCUGGGACAAAGAGAGAGUUGGGGAGAAGGAGAAAGAGAGAUUUGAGAUUAAAAGAGAAAUCGUGGGGCGAGGGAAGACAGGUAAAGUCAAGAUCGAGAAUAGAGGGAGAGAAUACAUGGGGGAACCAACCAAGCUGGAUGAGAGGGAUAACUGAGGAAGCAAAGAGAUUAAGCAGGGAAAGCGUUUUGGGGAAGGGAGAUUGGGUGGUAAAACUCGCAGGUUGAAUCGUCAGAACAUGGCUUUUUCUCGUAUGGAUGUGUUAUGAGUUGGUAAAACGCAGGGAAAGUUGGUGGCUGGUUCACGUUUUGAGUAAUAAAUAUGUUGCUCCGCCUUCCGUCUCCGUGAAGUGCAGCUGUGUCCGGGACGAAGAGCUCACUGAGGCGGACUGUCCAGUUCAGUCAUAAAGAAGCUGCCUGCAGCUCACUGACGGGACAAGAUGGGAUUCUUCAUGUCUAAAUCAUUGGAUGAAAGCCUAAAGAAACAGCAAGAAUUCAUGGCAGCAAACAGUGCUCUUCAGCUGGAAAGGCAAAUGCUGAUGCAGAAUGAAAUGAGACAGAGACAAGUCGCAAUGCAGAUCGCAUGGUCCCGUGAAUUUAUAAAGUACUUCGGAACCUUUUUGGGACUGUCAACAAUUGGUUUAACAAUAGGAGCGUUGAAGAGGAAGAGACCAGGCAUUCUGGUUCCCAUUGUUCCACUGAGCUUCAUUUUUGCCUAUCAAUGUGAUCUGGCAUAUGGAACAUUAAUGCUAAGGAUGAAAGAUGAGGCAGAGAAUAUAAUUGAUAUGGAGCAAACCCUCCUUGAGAUGCCAAAGGGAGUGCCAACCUUUGAAAGCAUUGAAAAGGCCAGAAGGGCUCGGAGUAUGUUUUUCAUCCAAAAAUAGGUUUUGAGUAUAAAAAUAGUGAAUCUGUCAAUCUAAACCUCAGAUCAAAAGGGAAGAAUGUAUCAGUAGCAGCUCAUUAUACUUUUCUGGAUCUUUUUAAUCAAAUGGCAUGUAUAGCUGUAACCUUUAAUAAAAUUGUCCAUUAUUGAAUAAA